Messenger RNA from Doryrhamphus excisus (bluestripe pipefish), 3510 nucleotides. The record is from RefSeq and is a predicted model, not a curated record. NCBI's taxonomy places the organism in Eukaryota, Metazoa, Chordata, Actinopteri, Syngnathiformes, Syngnathidae.
AAUUGGUUCAUUCAAAAUUCAGUGACCAAUUCAAUGAUCAUGUCCGACCUGAUCAAAUUAAUUCAGUGAACAUCAACAAAAUCAUGACCAACUACAAUGGCUUUUUAUUGAAAAAAGCCGAGGAAGAAAAAAACUAAUCGGCUCUCAACGACUCGAACCAGGUCCGGUCCUUCCUUUCAAAAACCCGGCUCUUAGAGCCGAUUCGUUCGAGACCAAUACGUCACUACGCGCUAAUCGCAGUAAAACGAAAGGAGGAUUCACGUCUGUGUGCUGAAACGCCAUAACGUUUACAUUAUACACAUCAAAGAUGAGUAUGGACACAGAUAAUCGGAUUAUGACUUUAAAUGGCAUCUGUUGCAGAGCUGUCAGUGAACAUUUGGACGUUUUGGGGACAACAGCGGUACUUAAUCUUCCGAAAGAACUUCUAAAAGAUCUUCUUCCUCAUCUGGAUGUGUGUCAGCUGGAUGAACUUCAGCCGGGCCUCAAUCUCAAAGGAAUAUCCACAUUCUCUAAAUGGUGGAAAUUCUAUCAGCUAUUGACCAGCAGACUGAAUGCGCGCGCCACGGAGCAAGAUGUGAAAGAAGUCGUCAUGGGUCGGAUUUUGGAAAUGGUCAUCAACGAACUCUACAUACCGCCCAUUUUUGUGAAGCAUAUGAACAAUCCAAACGUCUUGUUGCCGGCAGCUAAAAGCAUCAAACAUUUUCAACUGCACUGCGAGCCCAAGACGAGGAUCGACUUGAUAGCUGGACAGACGCCUGUUCUCCAUGUUUUAGAGAAGACGGUUACUAGACUUUCACUAUGGAUCGAUAAAAGUGUGCUCAGUCAGAAGGAGAAAUCACUGAUGUACAUCAUCCACCGCCUGAUGCAACAUGGCGUCACCAAACACCUCAUUCUACGUACCGAUGAUCAUGACAUCCUGUCCAAGGUGCUGUUUGAAGGAGGAUGUCUGAGCAAACCUCACAGGGAAAACAUAUGCAAUGAAGAAGAAGAAGAAGCCCUUACAGAUGCACGCUUUCAGAUGUACCCAUACAUUCUUUGUACCCAAAACAUCCAAACAUGCACCGGGUGUCCAAACAGAUUCAUUGAACAUCUGGAACUGGAGGACUGUUCACCGAAGAUCUUGAACGAGCUGACUAAAAUCCUUCCAUCAUGUUCCCGCCUGACCGCUUUGACGUUGAGCAGCAGAUCACCCAUACCUGUUUCGGAUAUGUUGGACUUCACCAAAGCUCUUGAGCAGCUUUUUCAAUGCUCGGACGCAUCCCUCAGCCAUCUGUCCAUCGACCCAAUGUCGUGCCCGGCAUUGCCAAGCUUUUUGUUGAACGCCUACCCCAGACUGACGGAGCUCAACGUGCAAUUCGGGAACUUCUUCAUGGAGGAGCUGCCUCUUACAAAUAAUACGAGUCAACUUUCGCUGGAGCGCCUGUCAAUCAAAGUGUAUGGGCGGGUGACAUCGCCCGCCUUCCUCUUGUCCGUGUUGAGACGCUGCCCCGGCCUGGUCACGCUGCAUUUGGAAGGAGUCCACCUGCCAGCCCACUCCCAAAAGGACAUCCUCACUACACUCUCAGAGUCCAAUGGCCGCCUGACAAGUCUCCACUUGAAGAACAUGGACUUGUCCAAUUGUUUCCACCAGAUGCUCACCGUGCUGCGAGUGUGCAAGCUGGAAGAGCUGCGUCUCCACAGCUGCCAUCUCCUGGUCCAGCAGAGCAACAAAGAGGAGGCUUUACGACAGCUGGUUGACGCCCUUAAGGCGGUGCCGUGUCUGCGCAAGCUCAUGUUGCCUGAAAAUUACUUUGCUCAUGACGUCCGCGUGCUGGCAGAACUCUUCACUGGACCGACACCAAGCUCAGUGGAAUACCUUGAUCUCCGCCAUAACUUAAUUGUGCCAAGCUACAUGCUACGCUUUGCUGAGGUCUUGACGACACACCCUCCACCGCAACGUCUCACCCUUGACCUCACGUACAACCAGGGAAACAACGGAUACGAAUGGAAUGCUGUAGUGGACAAGCUCCGCCCAUUCUGUCAGCGGGUGGCCUAUGACUGGGAAUUCAGCAACAUCAUGUCCGACCUGAUUCGCUGAUGUGGGUCGCGGGGGUGCUGGAGCCUAUCCCAGCUGUCUUCGGGCGAGAGGCAAGGUACACCCUGGACUGGUCGCUAGCCACAGGGCACAUAUAGACAAACAACCAUUCACACUCACAUUCAUACCUAUGGACAAUUUGGAGUCACCAAUUAACCUAGCAUGUUUUUGGAAUGUGGAGAAAACCCACGCAUGCACGGGGAGAACAUGCAAACUCCACACAGAGAUUGCCGAGGGUGGAAUCGAACCCUGGUCCUCCUAGCUGUGAGGUCUGCGUGCUAACCACUCUUCCGCCAAUUACCUAAAAAUGUCAUCCAAUACUUCUCUACAAGAGAGGAGAAAUAUCUCAGGGAAGAACUAAAUUGAAACACUUAAAUGCAAGGACAAAAAGCCAUAGCAUUUCAGUAUGUGGAAUCAAACUAUGGAAUGGAUUGAGUAAGGACCUCAAACAAUGCACAACGAUGAGCCAAUUCAAGAAACAAUACAAGCAGUUGAUGUUUGCUAAAUACAAGGAUGAAGAGUCUUGAACCAGUCAUGAUGUGCUAUAUAUAUCACUAUAUUGACACGCACUAUGGUACACAUUAUGGCAUUGGAUGCUCAUAUCACCUCGUACUUUGGUAUGUGACAAAAAAAUGUAAUUAUAUCAGAGAGGCGGGAAGUGAACAAAUGUAACAGUUACUGAUUGUAAAAGUACCAGAUGGAGGGGUAGGAUUCAAUAAGCUUUGCUUCUUCCUACUCCUUUUGGACAUGUGGAACUGGGAACUGAUUAUGUCAUGUACUCAACUGUAACCUGAUGCAUGUUCAAAUGAAAUUAAAUCAUUACCAUUAAUUUAAAUUUAAACUAGUCUUUUAUUUCAGACAGCGCCUCUAAAUGUUCUCCCAUCAUACUUUGGCAAUGGAGAACUUUUUGACAUGAGCAGAAUUGAACAGCGGAUAACAGAUUAUGCUAUGUUUAUUCUAUGCUGACAUUAAUAUGCCAAUUGUGGUUCGUGAAUAUCUGUAAUAGCACUGCUUAUAACUGUCGUUGGGUGGGGUGGGGCCUGUCAGCAAAGCCCGCCAUUGCAAAGUGGGAACACAAAACGCAGAAUGGUGUUUUCGUCAUAUUAAAAAACCUCCCAACGAUGUAGGAAAUGGUCGUUAAAUUUGUCGCCAGCUGCUUUAGAGAAAAUAUGUCAAGGGGGGUUGGAAUGUCGCCAGGUCGAGCGACAAAAUCAUAAAGAUGGCAACACUGCAGGGGAGUACCUCGAUUGAUGUGCUCACUGCUGCUAUCCCUGUGGAGUAUCCGGGUCUUGGGGAGGACCUUGCGGGCUUCCCUACUCGAUUCCCAUCCAUGAGGUUUAAGGGGGAUGAAGAAAUGCUGUUGUUCUUCUUACACACAGCCUAAACUUAAUUAGUCGAAUUGAUCUGCUGUACUUGCCUGAAGCAUUGAUUAAACG